CUGAUCACUUUUCAGAAUGAGUUCAUUCCUCUCGGAUUGUCGUCUUACUACAGUAAAGGACGGAUCUCUCUGUACGUAGUGAACACCCAUCCUGAUCGGCAGUGUGUGGAGAUUUUCACCUACCACAAGGAGAAGAACCUGUUGUUUUAUAGGAAAUCAGUCUGUGAUCCUAGGUUUUCCAGUAUUUCUGACAUUGUCGUGAUUGGAGCGGAUCGAUUUUUUGUCAGUAAUCUAGCGUAUAUGUCAAGAGGUUAUUUACAGACGGCGGAACUGAUGAUGCAGGUAACUAUUUUUGGUGCGUUGUACUUUUUCGAUGGGCGAAAUGUCUCAUUACAAGAAUCCCAACUUUCGUCGCCAUCAGCUCUUGCCAUUGAUCGACGACGACAACUGAUCUAUGCGGGUUCAAUGCUCAACGAAAAUAUUCGCGUCUACAAGUUAGAAAGGGAUUUUUCGCUCACAUUUCGAACGCAGAUCUCAUUACUCUCGUCACCAGCUGGAAUGCAUGUGGACGAAGAGACCGGUGACAUUUGGGUAGCUUUGCAUCCGGUACUCUAUCAGGCCUUUUUGGUCACCCUCAGCCCUAACGAUGAAAGGAUUCGUAGCCCAAGUCAAGUGUUGCGGGUUAGAAUGCAGGAAGAUGGAGUAAGCUGGGUAAUUACGGAGCCAUAUGCUAACGAUGGCGCGACCAUAUCAGCAAGCAACGCUGUGGUGUAUGACAAGGAACAUCUGGUUGUUGGCUCAAUGUUCAGUCGGCUAUUGCAUUGCGACGUGUUGAAUCCUUCAAUAACAUAA
Haemonchus placei is the source of this 792-nucleotide messenger RNA. The record is from the annotation of a GenBank genome assembly. Lineage: Eukaryota; Metazoa; Nematoda; Chromadorea; Rhabditida; Trichostrongylidae.